Fraxinus pennsylvanica is the source of this 5487-nucleotide messenger RNA. The record is from the annotation of a GenBank genome assembly. NCBI's taxonomy places the organism in Eukaryota, Viridiplantae, Streptophyta, Magnoliopsida, Lamiales, Oleaceae.
AUGGGAACUUUGUUGCACUCCGAAUCCAGGCGCUUGUAUUCUUGGUGGUGGGACAGCCACAUUAGCCCAAAGAACUCUAAAUGGCUCAAAGACAACCUUACUGAUAUGGAUUCCAAAGUGAAAUCCAUGAUCAAGCUCAUUGAAGAAGAUGCUGAUUCAUUUGCAAGAAGGGCCGAAAUGUACUAUAAAAAACGUCCCGAGUUGAUGAAAUUGGUGGAGGAGUUCUACCGGGCUUACCGUGCAUUAGCUGAAAGAUAUGAUCAUGCAACUGGGGAACUCCGACAUGCCCAUCGAACCAUAGCUGAGGCAUUUCCGGAUCAAGUACCUUAUGAACUGGUUGAAGACUCACCUUCGAAAUCUGUGGGACAAGAUAUGGAGCCUCACACACCAGAAAUAAAACGAUCACUACGUGCAUUAGUUGACCUACAUGACUUGCAUAAGAGCGCCUCGGAGGAUGGACCUCAUAUGGGAGAUAUUGAAGGUGGGAUUAGAAAUAUAGGUUUGAAACAAUUCCAUGAGAUUUUCUCGGGGAAAGAGGCAGAUGCAAAAAAUUUGAGGUCUGCUGAAGGAAGAGUAAAGAGAGGUCUGAACGUGGAAAAAGAAAGAAAAGAAGGCAUUCACGAUGAAGUUCUCCAUUUGUCAAAUGAAAAUCAUAAUCUGAAAGAGAAGGUUCUUUUUGAGUCUACUAGAGCAGGAAAAGCUGAAAAUGAAGUUCAAGGCUUGAAGAAAGCACUUGCUGAUAUGCAAGGUGAAAUGGAAGAUGUCUUUCUCAAGUAUCAAAGGUGUCUUGAAAAGCUAUCUAAUCUUGAGGGAGAGCUCGAUUAUGCAAAAAAUAAUUCUAUGAAGCUCGGUGAAAAAGCAAGUAGGGCCGAAAUUGAAGUUCAAACAUUGAAGGAAGCCCUUGUGCAGUUAGAGGCCAAAAGGGACGCUGCUUUAGUCAAACAAAAAGAGUACUUGGAGAAGAUAUCUAAUCUGGAGGCUAUGGCUUCACAAAUUCAAGAAGAUAUGAAGGAACGAGCAAUUAAAGCUGAAAAUGAAGCUCAAACUCUGGAAAAUGAAAUAUCAAGGUUAAAGUUUGAAAAAGAAACUGCAUUUCAUCAGUACAAACGGUGUCUUGGAAAAAUAUCAGAUUUGGAGAACACAAUUGCAAUAGCCGAGGAGGAAGCCCGAGCCCUUGAGAAACAAGCUGACAGAGCUGAAACUGAAGUCAGUGAACUGAGAGAAGCUCUUGCUAAGCUAAAGGAGGAGAAAGAAGCUAUUGCCUUCUUGUACAAGUGCUGCCUGGAGACCAUAUCCAAGCUUGAGCAUGAUACAAGUCUUGCCAAAGAGGAAUGCGAUCGCCUUAAGAGUGAAGUUCUUAAUGGAACAGAAAAGCUAAAGAAUGCUGAAGAGAAGUGUUUUCUGUUGGAAUCGUCGAAUCAGUCACUAUGUGUUGAGGCAGAAAAUUUGGCAAAUAAGAUUGCAAUGAAAGAUCAAGAACUUUCCGAGAAGGAGGAGGAGUUGGAGAAACUUCAGGCUCGACUUCUAGACGAGCACUUACAUUAUGCACAAAUUGAAGCCACUCUCCAGACUCUACAAUGUUUGCACUCACAAUCGCAAGAAGACCAGAAGGCUCUGGCACUGGAGCUCAAGAAUGGGCUACAUAUGCUGAAGGACUUGGAAAUAUGCAAACAUGGCUUGGAAGAAGAAAUUAGGCAGGUCAAGGAUGAAAAUCAUAGCUUGAGUCAAAUGAAAUUAUCUUCAACUGUUUCAAUGGAGAAUAUGCAAACUGAAAUCCGUAGCUUAAGGGAGAUGAAGGAGAGGCUUGAACAAGAGGUUUCCCAACAAAUGGCGAAAAGUAACUCGCUUCUGCAGGAAACUUUGUGUUUGAAAGAGGAAAUGAAAGGCUUAAACAGUACAUACCAGGCUUUAGUCGAACAAGUGGAAGCAGCAGGGCUGAACCCAAACUGUAUUGGAACUUCAAUAAAGAGCUUUCAGGAUGAGAACUCUAGGAUGAGACAAAUAUGUGAGCAGGAAAGCAAUGAGAAAGAAGCAUUGUUGAAGAAGUUGGAAAAUAUGGAAGAACUUUUGAAGAAAAAGGCUUCUGCGGAGAGCUCCCUGUCAGACACAAAUGGUGAGCUUGAAAGAUCGCGUGAAAAGGUGACGUCAUUGCAAGAAUCUUGCCAGUUUCUCCAUGGAGAGAAGUCCGCCCUAGUUGCCGAGAAAGCAUCCAUUCUUUCUCAGUUGUACGCUGUAACUGAGAACACGCAUAAGCUAUUGGAGAAAAAUGCUGUUCUAGAGAACUCUCUGUCGACUGCAAAGGUUGAACUUGAAGGUUUGAGGGAAAAGUCAAAGGGCUUAGAAGAGAUUUGUCAACUGCUUAGGGACGAAAAAUCCCAUCUUUUGAGUGAAAAGGGCACCUUAGUUGUGAAGUUGGAAAAUGUUGAGAGAAGACUAGAAUGUCUAGAGAAAAGAUUUACAGGGUUGGAAGAAAAAUAUGCUGGGAUAGAGAAGGAGAAAGAAGGUAUGCACUUUCAAGUAGAAGAACUAAAGGUAUCACUUGGUGUGGAGAAGCAAGAACGAACAAGCUCCAAUCUUGAAACUGAGGGUCGGUUCUCUGUAUUAGAAAACCAUAUUCAUCUCCUGCAAGAAGAAAAUAGAUGGGAAAAAAAGGAAUUUGAAGAGGAACGUGAUAAAGCUCUGAAAGCUCAGUUCGAGAUGUACGUUUUGCAAAAGUUCAUUAAAGAUAUGGAAGAAAAAAAUUACUCUCUCAUUAUCGACUGUCAAAAACACGUCGAGGCUUCCAAAUUGGCAAAUAAAGUGAUUGCAGAGCUGGAGAGUGAGAACCUUGAGCAGCAGGUAGAAGCGGAACUAUUGUUGGAUGAAAUUGAAAGACUGAGGUUGGGCAUCUACCAAGUGUUCAGGUCCCUUGAAAUUGGAAACGAUUUCACUCCUGAGGACAAGGUCGAAAAUGAGCAAACCUUUGUGCAUCAUGUUCUUCAAAAUAUUGAGGAUAUGAAAUGUACUAUCUCAAAACAUGAGGAUGAUAAGCAGCAGCUUUUGGUUGAAAACUCAGUUCUUGUAACACUACUUGAGCAGUUGGAGUCAAAGGGCAUAGAAAUAGAGUCACAGAAGAUAUACUUUGAGCAGGAAUUCAAAAUUGAAGCCAAGAAGCUUGUUGAAGUUAAAAAUGAAAAAGACGAACUUCUAAAUAUCAACAGGAAAUUGGAAUCCGAGGUGAUAAAGAGUCACCAACAUACUGCUCUUCUUGAUACUGAAAUGGGAAGGCUUUGUGUCCAACAGGCUGACUUGCACAAAGCGUACAUUGCAUUACAGGAAGCACAUUCUCAUAUUCUUCAAGAAAACAGAUCUUUGCUGAAAAAGUUAGCUGAUUUCAAGGAGGAUAAAUGGCUGGUAGAUCAAGAAAAUGAUGUUGUUCUCCUGGAAUUGUUAGCCAUUGCUAACCAAUCUUUAGUUUUCAGGAACUUUGGGGCCGAAAAAAUUACGGAGUUAAACUUACUACUUGAAGAUUUGCACAGCCAACAUGAGGUCAACAGUAAUCUUGAAAAGGAAAUGAGCAUGUUAAGAGGGAAGCUGGAAAUGCAAGAAGCGGAAAAUUUGAUGCUUAAAGAUGCUGUUCAUAGGAUGGAAAUGGAGCUGCAAGAGAUCAGCGAAUCUAAUGUUGAGAUGGAGCAGGAAAAUUUUAAUGGAAAGGAGAUAUUAAUUCAGAAUGAAACAAAACUCUUAGAUGCCAAGAUGAAGCUUGAAGCUGCCGAAAACCUGAACUCAAAGUUGUGCAAAACAGUGGACAGACUGGAGAGUGAUAUUCUAGAAUCAAUGCAGAUGAGAGAUAAUCUAGAAAAGGAGAUGUUUCAGCUCUCUGAAGAAAGUGUUAUUCAGAACGAAGAAAUUGAAAGUCUUCAUGUGGUGAAUGCAAAUUUGGUCUCUGAACUGAAUCAACUACAUGAAGAAAUAGGAGAACGGAAAAUCAGAGAGCAAAAUCUGAGUUUAGAGCUUGAAGAGAAGAACAGCGAGUUUGAACUCUGGGAGGCCGAAGCAGCUACAUUUUAUUUUGAUCUUCAAAUUUCUUCCAUCCAUGAAGUUUUAUUUGAAAAUAAGGUACAUGAGCUUAUUGGGGCAUGUCAGAGUCUUGAGAAUGAAAGUGCUUCAAAAACAUCAGAGAUUGAACGGAUGAAAGGGAAAAUUAGUUCAAUGGAGACUGAAAUUGAAGAAUUAAAAUCCCAACUAUAUGCAUAUGCUCCUGUAGUAGCUUCUUUAAAAGAUGAUGUGGCAUCUCUUGAGCAUAAUGCUCUCCUUCAUACGAAGCUUAAAGAUGCUCAUGGUCGGGAGCUAGAGUGUUCAGAACCAGGGACCCAAAAUCGUAUGGAAGAUCGAUUCCCUGUGCCAAAUGAAUUUUACGAUUUGCAAAAAGUGCAUGUUAGAAUCAAAGAAGUUGGAAAGAUAAUGGAAGAAAUGAACAAAUCUGUUUUGCAGGGAAGAUCAAACUCCAUCAUCCAGCAAGCUGAUUCCACGGUUGAGAUUGAGCAUUUAAAACAACGACGAAGAUCGGGUCGGGACAAACUUUAUAAUGACCCCAGCAAUUCUCCCAAGUUGCAGAAAAUAAAAACAAAAUCCAUUGAAGCCCGGAAUGGUAUGCUAAUGAAAGAUAUUCCUCUUGAUAAUGUUUCUCAUAGCACAUUACGUGGAGUCCGCAGGAGAGGUACUGUUGGAGCUGAUGAUCAGAUGCUUGAGCUGUGGGAAACUGCCGAGGACGGAAAUCAUGGUCGAACAAUUGGAGAGUCACUAAAGCAGGCAUAUAAAUUGACAGAAAGUGAUAUUGUGUACGAUCAUUUUGAGAACUUAAAGAGAAACACGGAAUCUUGUCCAGAUAUAGAAGUCGAGAAGGAGUUGGGCGUUGAUAAGUUGGAGCUAUCUGCACGAUAUACGGAGCCCAGUCGUGAAAUGAGCAGUAGAAAGAUCCUUGAGAGACUUGCAUCCGAUGGGCAGAAGCUCGUAAGUCUUCAGACAACAAUGCAAAACUUGAGAAGGAAAUUGGAGAUGAACAGAAAUGCUAGAAAGACUAUGAAUGUUGAUUUUGAAACAGUUCAGGAGCAGUUAGCAGAAGCCGAGGAAACUGUUGAGAAACUAGUUGAUUUAAAUGGUCAACUGGUGAAAAAUAUUGAGGAGAGUCGUUCGCCAGAUGGAAGGGCAUCCCCAGAGUUGAAAGAGGCUAUGAAACUCAGCAGAAAGGAAGUUUCGGAACAAGCACAAAGAGGGUCUGAACGGAUUGGUCGUCUGCAAUUAGAGCUUCAUAAGAUCCAGUACGUGUUAAUGAAACUCGAGGAUGAAAAGAAAAGCAAAGGACGAGGAAAAUUUUUGCGGAGCAAAACGAGCAUUAUUCUGAGGGACUUUAUUUACUAUGGGAGGAAGAACGGUGGGAAGAGAAAGAAGGCUCCUUUUUGUGGGUGUUUUAGGCCUUCAACUAGUAGAAAUGGAAGGAGCUUGUAA